Messenger RNA from Rhipicephalus sanguineus (brown dog tick), 2316 nucleotides. RefSeq lists its product as uncharacterized. The transcript has a single exon. Lineage: Eukaryota; Metazoa; Arthropoda; Arachnida; Ixodida; Ixodidae. Gene Ontology annotation, molecular function: zinc ion binding; nucleic acid binding. The record is from RefSeq and is a predicted model, not a curated record. The coding region runs from base 1 to 2316 and encodes 771 amino acids.
AUGAAGCAAAAAGAGAACCAGACAUUCGACGAGUUUGUAACGGACCUUCGGAGGCAAGCAGAAAAAUGCGACUUUGGGGAGAAAAAAGACAGACUUAUUGGCGACCGCAUCGUCGUAGGAAUCAGAGAUGCAGCAUUAAGAGAGCGCCUUUUUCGCGAACGGGACCUCACACUCGACAAAAUCAUAACAACGUGCAAGGCAGCGGAAAUAUCCAAGAAGCACGUAAAAGAGCUCCAGGAGCCGAAUUUCGAAGUGCAAGCCCUACAGAAGCCGAAACAACGGAACUCACAAAAACCAGCAACAAUGGAGAACCGGCAACAGAAACCACAGCUGAAGCUGCAACAAAAGUGUUCACGCUGUGGAACAACGCACAGACCACGCGAAUGCCCUGCCUAUGGUUGCAACUGUUACAACUGUGGCAAAUUCGGGCAUUUCGCCAGCCUGUGUAGGCAAGGCCAACGAGGCAGCAGUACCUCCCGCCAGCGAAUAGGUCUCCUCGAAGAUCCACAGCAACAGGAUCAGCAGCAAGAAUUUUUCUUGGAGAGUCUCGACCUCCACAACAUCAACAGCAACUCGGAGUGGACAGAAACAGUCAACGUAAAUGGCUACAACGUCAGCUUCAAGCUAGACACCGGCUCCGACGUAAACAUCAUGCCAAAAAAUCAGUUCAGCGCAUGGCCAUCGCAGCCUGCAUUCAAGCCAACAGCAGCACGAGUGACAACUUAUACGGGACAGCAACUUCCCAUCGACGCUGAAUGCGAGCUGCGCUGCUCAACUAAAGAAAAAGAGUGCACCCUGAAGUUUCUCGUCGUCAGCCAACCACUGAAGCCGAUUUUGGGCGCCAACGCAUGCGAAGCCCUGAAUCUCGUCACGAGAAGGCAACCGCAGCAAACAACUGUAGCUGCGUGCACAGCAACGCAACGACUUGAAAACGUGCUCAACGACUUUCCUGAUGUAUUUGAAGGCAUCGGAAAACUACCUGGAGUUUAUUCCGUACAACUGAAGGAAGGAGUAACUCCCACGGUGUCAGCUCCACGCCGUGUACCCAGCGCAUUAGAGCACAAAGUGAAAGCAGAACUGCAACGAAUGCAAGAAAAUGGAAUCAUCACCGAAAUCACAGAGCCUUCCGAGUGGGUCCAUCCGAUUGUUAUCAUCACCAAAAAAGACGGCAGCGUCCGACUGUGCUUAGAUCCUCGGAACUUAAAUAAGGCCAUCAAAAGACAACACUACCAGGUACCUGUGGCGGAGGAACUCUUCGCAAACUUGAGCGGUGCAAAAAUAUUCUCCGUCCUUGACGCAAAAAGUGCUUUCUACCAACUGGUCUUGGAUGAAGCAAGUUCACGUUUGUGUACGUUCACGACGCCCUGGGGAAGAUAUCGAUUUCUUCGUGUUCCAUUUGGCCUCGCAACAGCCCCCGAGCUCUUCGAGCAAGCUAUUGACAGGGUCUUCGAACGGCAGCUUACCGUCAAGCCCUACUUCGACGACGUUCUGGUCGCGUCACGAAACCUUGAAGAGCACGAGAAAGACCUCAGGAAUGUGCUCACAGUAGCACGCGCCAACAACCUAAAACUCAACAAGGCCAAGCUCCAGCUGGGUUUGACGGCAAUUACGUACUUGGGUCACCAACUCUCACCACAAGGGAUCGCUCCAGACCCAGAUAAAGUGAAAGCCAUCAAAGCCAUAACGAUGCCAUCAGGCAAGAAAAUGACAGCAGCAGACACACCGUCACGUGCAUCAGACUCAUUUAGCCAGAUGCAAACAGCGGAUCAUGAUCAAGGACUUCUCGUAUCAACUUUGAUCCAAGCAACUCCAGCAAGGGGAGGAAAAUCCCCAGCUGAGCUGUUAAUGGGCAGGAAGUUGCGCACAUUUCUACCAACCCUUCCAAGCGUACUACAACCGAGCUUUCCAACUGCAACUCACCGCACGCUUCUCCAUGAAAGGCAAAAGCAGCAACACAAACACGGAGACUGCCACACAAGAAAUCUCUCAGCACUAAUUCCUGGUCAGCUUGUGUGGCUCCACCUGAAUCAAAAAUGGGAAAAAGCCACCGUGGUGAACGUCGGUCUAGAACCUCGAAGAUACGCCGUAAAGACAGACACCGGAGACAUCUUCAGGAAUCGCAUCCAUCUGCGACCAAGAAACACAGAGCAGACUGUUGCAGAGGCUUCGCCAGAGGACUACGAGAUAGCUGAGCCGAGCCCACCAGUUACAAGACAGCAAGUUGAGGAACGGCCUCGCCCACCUCAAACAAACCGCUCCGGAGGAAGGAUCAAGUCUCCUGCACGCUAUCCCAGCUUAAGAAGCGACUUCACUUAA